Messenger RNA from Ipomoea nil (Japanese morning glory), 2550 nucleotides. Its product is annotated as protein SCARECROW-like. Gene Ontology annotation, biological process: regulation of DNA-templated transcription. Gene Ontology annotation, cellular component: nucleus. The transcript has a single exon. NCBI's taxonomy places the organism in Eukaryota, Viridiplantae, Streptophyta, Magnoliopsida, Solanales, Convolvulaceae. The record is from RefSeq and is a predicted model, not a curated record. Gene Ontology annotation, molecular function: sequence-specific DNA binding; DNA-binding transcription factor activity. Bases 260 to 2470 code for a protein of 736 amino acids.
UGAUGCACGAGGGAGGGCUGGACAAUAAGACAAAACCUCUUGUGGCGAUAAAAGUAGGACAUCACUCACCCGUCCUAAGGCUUCAAACUUUAAUUUUUGCGAUUUCCGAUCUUCUUCCCUUAGCUUCCAUCCGCUUCACUAACAACUAAAUCCCAUACCAUCUGAUUUGAUCUAUCUGUGAUGUGUUUUACGUUGUAGAGUGUGAAAGCUAGGCUGUAAAUAUUGAUCGAGGAAGAUAAGGUGUACGAUACGAUCGAUAAUGUUAAACACUCUGUGUGGGAGCAUGGGAAGUUUGAGCAGUGAGGUGGGGAACCUAAAGAUUGAGGAACCCAGCAGCAGCGUAAAGCGUGAAAAUUCAUCAUUGCUGUCAUCUUGUUCUACUCUGCUGCAUCAAUCGGACAAGGUUCCUGUUCCUCUCCCUGCAGCAGCAUCCGAUUAUGAAGACCACAGUAGCGUUGUUAAUGGCGUCUGCAGCUUCCCCGCCGUCAAAUUCGAGGUGUCGGCGGGGGGCGAUGACAUAUCCCCCGAUGAUCAGUCAUACUGGGAGUCAUUUUUCGCGGAUCAGCUUGAGGGGGAUUUUAUGAUCUCUUCCCCUGUUAGGAGCAAUAUGGGCGCCUCUCCUCAGGUUUCCAGCUUUAUGAACGAUGUUCAGAUGAUGAUCACGUCUCCGGUCAGGAACUGCGGCUAUCACCAUCAGAAUAAUGGAAUCAUCAUGUCUUCCCCUCCCCGGAUGAUGAUGGCCAUGUCUCCUCUAGGCCCCGGCCCCGGCCCCGCCCAGAACAACAAAGGCAAAGGGUUGAGCCCACUCCACCGGGUAUUCAACUCUCCCAACGCCCAACACUUGAUGCAAAUGCAAACCCACGACUUCUCCCACCUGCCCGCUCUCGACAACUUGCUAGCAGAUUUUGACGGUGACCAAGACGACAAUGAUUUCUCCUCCUCUUACUACUCCUCCACCACCUUAAAGCACCUCCCUGCAGCAGCAAGCUGCAGCAGCGUUCUAUCGGAGUCGUUGUUGGACUGCGGCGGCGGCGGCCUGCAGCUGCCCAGCCGGCCCCUGCAUUCUUCGGCCUCGGUAUCAUCGCUCCAAGCUCCAGCACUGCAAGGUAGCUGCUCACAAGAAGACGAUGACAUAAUUUACCAGACGACUACUACUGCAGCUACUGGUGGAUGUGGAUCCCUCCAUAUUGCACCUUUGUCGCACCAACUACGAGAGGAGCGCAACCAAGAACAACAACAGCAGCAUAAUAUUAUUAGACGUAACCUCCAGUCCAUCAUUGCCGCCCCUCCUGCACCCUUAGUUCUUCCUCUCUCUGCUCCUCCCGCCGAGGAGGAAGAAGAGGAGGAGCAAGACAGUGGAUUGCAACUGUUGCACCUUCUGUUAGUGUGCGCAGAAGCAGUAUCCAAAGAGAAUUACAUGUUAGCUCGGAGAUACCUCCACCACCUGAACCGAGUGGUGACGCCCCUCGGAGACUCCAUGCAACGCGUUGCGUCUUGCUUCACCGAGGCCUUGAGUGCAAGACUAGCCGCCACUCUCGCCUCUGCCUCGGCUAAAUCCAAUAAUAGGCCCUUCAACCCUCCCUACCCUCCAAACUCCCUUGAGAUCCUCAAGAUCUAUCAAAUCCUUUACCAGGCUUGCCCUUACGUCAAGUUCGCCCAUUUUACUGCUAAUCAGGCAAUCUUCGAGGCAUUCGAGGCUGAAGAACGGGUGCACGUAAUCGACCUUGAUAUACUCCAGGGCUACCAGUGGCCGGCUUUCAUGCAGGCCUUGGCGGCCAGGCCUGGCGGCGCCCCGUUUCUCCGGAUCACCGGAGUGGGGCCCUCCCCGGAAGCAGUCCGAGAGACGGGUCGAUGUUUGACAGAGCUAGCCCACUCCCUCCACGUCCCCUUCGAAUUCCACCCGGUGGGAGAGGAGCUGCAAGACUUAAAGCCCCACAUGUUUAACCGGAGAGUGGGAGAGGCGUUGGCGGUGAACGCGGUGAACCGCCUCCACCGGGUUCCGCCAAACUGCGUGGGGAACUUGUUAGGCAUGAUCAGAGACCAGGCACCCAACAUCGUGACCAUCGUGGAACAAGAAGCGAACCACAACGGGCCAUACUUCUUGGGGCGGUUCCUGGAGGCGCUGCAUUACUACUCGGCAAUCUUCGACUCGCUGGACGCGACUUUCCCGGCGGAUUCUUCCCAGAGAGCGAAGGUGGAGCAGUACAUAUUCGCGCAGGAGAUAUGGAACAUAGUGGCUUGCGAGGGAGCGGAGAGAGUGUAUCGGCACGAGCGGCUGGAGAGGUGGAGGAGAGUGAUGGAAGGGAAGGGGUUCAAAGGGGUGCCUCUUAGCGCCAACGCUGUCACGCAGUCAAACAUAUUGUUGGGUUUGUAUUCCUGCGAUGGGUAUAGGUUGACGGAGGAUAAAGGUUGCUUGCUUUUGGGGUGGCAGGACAGACCCAUUCUUGCUGCGUCUGCAUGGAGAUGUUGAUAUAUAUAUAUAUAUAUAUAUAUGCCAAGCCACCACCUCCUCCUCAGCUCCUCUAUCACUGGCUUUAUAUUUUUCUUGAA